Molecule: messenger RNA, 579 nt
Organism: Chiloscyllium plagiosum (whitespotted bambooshark)
Lineage: Eukaryota; Metazoa; Chordata; Chondrichthyes; Orectolobiformes; Hemiscylliidae
Source: RefSeq, a predicted model, not a curated record
AUACAGGGCCCCAGAACUGUCCCGUCAGAUACAGGACCCCAAAACCGUCCCUUCAGAUACAGGGCCCUAAAACUGUCCCGUCAGAUACUGGGCCCCAAAACUGUCCCGUCAGAUACAGGGCCCCAAAACUGUCCCUUCAGAUACAGGCCCCAAAACUGUCCCUUCAGAUACAGGGCCCCAAAACUGUCCCGUCAGAUACAGGGCCCCGAUACCGUCCCCUCAGAUACAGGGCCCCGAUACCGUCCGGUCAGACACAGGGCCCCGAUACUGACCCGUCAGAUACAGGGCCCCGAUACUGACCCGUCAGAUACAGGGCCCCGAUACCGUCCCCUCAGAUACAGGGCCCCGAUACCGUCCGGUCAGAUACAGGGCCCCGAUAGCGUCCUGUCAGAUACAGGGCCCCGAUACCGUCCGGUCAGACACAGGGCCCCGAUACCGUCCUGUCAGAUACAGGGCCCCGAUACCAACGGGUCAGAUACAGGGCCCCGAUACCGUCCCCUCAGAUACAGGGACCCGAUACCGUCCCCUCAGAUACAGGGCCCCGAUACCGUCCCGUCAGAUACAGGGCCCCGAUACUGA